AUUUUCCUUCCCAGAGUUAACACAAUCAAUCCCACACACCUUGAUGACCAUUUAACACAAUUCUCUCCUUGUCUGUGACUUCAUUACCCCCCAUACGAACCCACUAAAUCACGUUUGUGGACUAUCAAUCAUCAAACGACGGCAAGGAUGGCUGGUCAACUUCACAGUGCCCCGCCCUUCAGGGCUGAGCACAUGGGCUCGCUCUUGCGUCCUGAGAAACUCUUGGCAGUACGCACCAACAUUCGGGAGAAUGGUCUCUCAGCCGAAGAGGCUGGACUGCCUGCGGUUGAGAAGGAGGCCGUUGGCGAUGUUAUCAAGUUGCAGCAGGAGCUCGGUCUCAAGGCUGUCACCGAUGGUGAAUUUGUUCGCACACGUUUCUGGGGCCUCAUGUGGGACGAGUUCGAGGGUACCUCCAAGUUGCAGGAUGCAGAGGCCGGCAUGUUCCGACUGUACCACCCAGAUGUGGUGAGUCUCAUCGAGAAGGACCGCAAGGUCAUGCCGGGGGACUCUGUCAUUGCCGGCAGCAAGCUGUCCCACAACCCGGAGAAGUCGGUAUCAAACCUCCACGAGCUGAAGCUUGCGCAAUCUUUUGUCCCUGAAAGCGAAUGGGGUAACAUCAAGCUCACCAUGAUCACGCCGGCUUGGUUUCACAUGAGAUACAAGCAAGGGCGAGCAUACACCCAGGAUGCAUAUGCAAAUGAUGCAGAAUAUUUCGCCGAUGUCGCCAAGGUUUACCAAGCCGAACUCGACCAGCUAUACAAACUAGGUCUGAGGAACGUACAGUUUGACGACCCCGGCAUGGCUUAUUUCUGCUCUCAAAAGUUCCGACAGGGAUGGGAAGAGGACAAGGACAAUAUUGGCACCGUUGAAGAUCUACUGGAUGCUUACAUCAAGCUAUAUAAUGAUGCCCUCAGCAAGCUUCCCGCCGACUUCCACACUGGCAUCCAUCUCUGCCGAGGAAACUUCAUCGGUGGCCGACACUUUGCCGAAGGAGCAUAUGAUAUUAUUGCCAAGAAGCUGUUUGAGAACCUCAACGUCAACACAUUCUACCUCGAGUACGACACUGAGCGGUCCGGAGGCUUCGAGCCCCUGAAGUACCUGCCAAAGAACAAAAAUGUGGUUGUUGGCGUCAUCAGUACCAAGGUCGCGGAGCUUGAGGAUAAGGAGGCCACGAAGGAAAGAAUCUAUAAGGCGGCCGACGCUAUUGCCGAGGGAAGCUCCCAGACUCGUGAGGAGGCGUUAAAGAGGGUCUGCAUCAGCCCCCAAUGUGGCUUCAGCACGCACGAGAGCGGAUACCCGUUAACCCUUGAAGACGAGAAAAACAAGUUGAAACUGGUCAGGCAGGUCGCGGAUGAGAUCUGGGGAGAACCGUGAGAAAGAGAAGUGGAAAGAGUGAAGAAUGGCAGUGGAGGGGAGGACACAGGGGAAAAUACGCCAGGUUUAGUUCAACAUUCAAUGGCAAGUGGGACCGUUCAACGCACCCAUGUGAAUUAGUUAUACAAAAGUCGAUCCAACCGAUGCUACUGAGUUUGGAUCUACGACUUAGUAGUAAAAAGGUCGCGGCGUUCUCAUCUAACCGCAUUGGCUACCUUUUGCAUAAAACCCCCUAUUUAUAGGGGAAAUUACAACGUAAACAUAACCUACCACUUAACUUCACCCUUCUAUUUCUUAAC
Messenger RNA from Pseudomassariella vexata, 1673 nucleotides. RefSeq lists its product as uncharacterized. Lineage: Eukaryota; Fungi; Ascomycota; Sordariomycetes; Amphisphaeriales; Pseudomassariaceae. The transcript is spliced from 2 exons. The record is from RefSeq and is a predicted model, not a curated record. The coding region runs from base 148 to 1374 and encodes 408 amino acids. Gene Ontology annotation, molecular function: 5-methyltetrahydropteroyltriglutamate-homocysteine S-methyltransferase activity; zinc ion binding.